CAUCUGGAAGAGAGCUGGCCGGCCGGGGAGGUGGAGGACGGGGAGAGAAGAGGAAGGAGGCUCCGGGAGCAAGCGAGACAAAAAGGGAGAGCGGAGAGAAGAGGGAUCAUCUCACAUUUCUUUUUUUUUUUGUAUUCCUUUUGAGUUUAUUUUCACCUCAGCCACAUCGCCCCAUUAUCACACAUCGCCCAUAAGCCCCCCUAAGACUCUCGACGAUGCCGUCCAACACUGUCACCAACACCAACACCACUGCAUUCAAAGGCUCAGACUACGCUGAUUCACCUGGAAGCAGAAUGGGUGAAAACACAAUACUGGACAUGGACCUGAUGACAGAGGAGAAGCCGGCUAAAAGUAGUGCCUCUUGUAAAGUUGGCAAGCCUGGAAGAAAGCGCAAGCAGUUUUCAGUCGAGAGCUGCGGCUCUCUCAAAGGCAGCGUGGGCAACAGCUACACUGGGCUGAGUAGGCCGUCCAUGGCACAGGUCCACAAUGGAGACAUGGGCGGGCACAGAGACAGGACAUCCGAUGCCUGCUUCCCCAAACAGGAGAAGAGGGAAGUGGAGAACGGGUUCCCCAGAGACCCUUCCUCUUGCCGGGCAGAGGACAGCUCCCAGGGUCAGAGUCUGAGUCCGUCCCCGGAGAACGGAUUCCUGCCCAGCCGGGCAGACCAGAACGCGGAGAAAGACAAGGACGACAGCCUGACACCACCGCGAAAGAAAAGAGGGAGGCGGAAACUGGAGCGCCCAACGAAAUAUGUGGAGCACAAGGAGGAGGACGGGCCUGAUGCUGUCAAGACCGAGGGAGGUCGAGGCAGAAGGGGAGUUGGUUGGGAGAUCAGCCUUCGUCAGAGGCCCAUGCCCAGAAUAACCUUCCAGGCUGGUGACCCUUAUUACAUUAGCAAGCGGACCAGAGAGGAGUGGCUGGCCAAGUGGAAGAUGGAGGCAGAGAAAAAGUCCAAACUGAUGUCAGCGAUGAAUGCGAUGAAAGAUCAUGAGGAGAAUGAAAUAGAGACCCAGAAAGAGGAGGUCUCAAUAAUCAAGCACCCAUCGCCUUCAAAGCAGCAGCAGCAGCAGCAGCAGCAGCUGCUGCUGCUGCCACCACUGCAGCAGCCUCAGUUGCACACUCAGUCACAGCCUCAGUAUCAACAGCAAUCACAGCCAUCGCUGCCACAACAACAACAACAACUGCAACAACAACAACAUCAGCAGCCUCCUCAGCAGCAGCAGCAGCAGCCUACUGACCCCGCAUCCCCCACUGUGGCCACCACCCCUGAGCCGGUCGCCAUCGAAGGUGGAGACAAGACAUCCCCCAAGCUUGCAGACAAUGAGCCAGAGUAUGAGGACGGCCGUGGUUUUGGCAUCGGCGAGCUGGUUUGGGGGAAGCUUCGCGGGUUCUCGUGGUGGCCAGGCCGCAUUGUAUCCUGGUGGAUGACGGGACGGAGCAGAGCUGCUGAGGGAACCAGAUGGGUCAUGUGGUUUGGAGAUGGAAAAUUCUCAGUGGUUUGUGUAGAGAAACUCAUGCCUUUAAGUUCCUUUAAUAAUGCCUUUCACCAACCAACUUACAACAAGCAGCCCAUGUACAAGAAAGCCAUCUACGAGGUGCUACAGGUGGCUGGCAGUCGGGCAGGCAAAGCCUUCAUGGCCUGCCCCGACAGUGAUGAGACAGAAACCUCAAAAUCAGUAGAAAUGUUGAACAAGCAGAUGAUUGACUGGGCUAUGUCAGGAUUUCUGCCCACUGGACCCAAGGCUUUAGAGCCACCAGAGGAGGAGCGUAACCCAUACAAAGAGGUUUACCCUGAGAUGUGGGUGGAGCCUGAAGCAGCAGCCUAUACGCCUCCUCCAGCCAAAAAGCCUCGCAAAAGCACAGCAGAGAAACCCAAGGUCAAGGACAUCAUUGAUGAGAGGACACGAGAACGGCUUGUUCAUGAAGUGAGACAAAAGUGCCGCAGCAUAGAGGACAUCUGUAUCUCCUGUGGAAGUCUGAAUGUUACCCUUGAGCACCCACUGUUUGCUGGGGGAAUGUGCCAGAGCUGUAAGAACUGCUUCCUAGAAUGUGCGUAUCAAUAUGAUGACGAUGGUUACCAGUCAUACUGCACUAUCUGCUGUGGAGGACGAGAGGUGCUCAUGUGCGGAAACAACAACUGCUGUCGGUGUUUCUGUGUGGAGUGUGUCGAUCUCCUCGUUGGACAAGGAGCAGCACACGCAGCCAUCAAAGAGGACCCCUGGAACUGCUACAUGUGUAGUCAGAGGGGUGUGUUUGGUCUACUGGGGCGUCGCACUGACUGGCCCAGCCGUCUCCAGCACUUCUUUGCAAAUAAUCAUGACCAAGAUUUUGAUCCACCAAAGCUUUACCCCCCAGUCAUGGUGGAGAAGAGGAAGCCCAUUCGUGUCUUGUCGCUAUUUGACGGCAUAGCAACAGGGCUGUUGGUGCUAAAAGAACUUGGCAUCCAAGUGGAUCGCUAUGUAGCUUCUGAAGUGUGUGAAGACUCCAUCACUGUGGGUAUCGUCCGGCAUCAGGGUCGCAUCAUGUAUGUUGGCGAUGUGAGGAACGUCACACGCAAGCAUAUACAGGAGUGGGGUCCCUUUGACCUAGUUAUUGGUGGAAGCCCAUGCAAUGACCUUUCUAUAGUCAAUCCUGCUAGGAAAGGUCUUUAUGAGGGCACCGGACGCCUGUUCUUCGAGUUUUACAGGCUGCUCCAUGAGGCUCGGCCAAAGGAGGGGGAGAGCCGGCCUUUCUUCUGGCUCUUUGAAAAUGUGGUUGCCAUGGGUGUCAGCGAUAAGAGGGACAUAUCUCGCUUUCUAGAGUGCAACCCAGUGAUGAUCGAUGCCAAGGAAGUGUCUGCUGCCCACCGCGCCCGCUACUUCUGGGGUAACCUUCCUGGCAUGAACAGAUUCGAGGUUGCUGGACAGUGGCACGCUGGAGACUGAUUUGUUUGCCCAUGGGCGGCUGCUGUGGCAGGGCCGCGGCGCCGCGUCCUUGAUCUUCGGUUUUCCAGUGGACCGUUUGAGCAAGUCCGGCUUCUCUGCUGCUAACGCUGCUGCCGGGAUACAGCGGCGGAGCCGGCUGCUAAUGCUAUAUACCGGAACACUGCUAAUGCUGCUUGCUGUGCUGCUGUAGCUCAGUCGUAACUGUAACUGAUGCUGAGACUCUACUGACUGCCUGACUGGUAGAUGGCGGUGGGUGGCACAACAGGCCAAAACACAAAUUCAAAACAUAAACAUGAUUUGCGGACCGUAAUUUUUUUUUUUUUUUUAAAUGCGAAUAUUCUGGCUGUACUAUUGCUGUCAGUGAGAACAGUAUGUUAUAUGAACAUUAUUCCUUAGUCUCUGUGACAUAUUAGGAGGAUUUUACGACUAUUUGUUUUAGAUUUCUUACAUAUAGCUCCUUUAACUUCAUUACAGUGAUGGAAUGUAACCAAGUAUAUUUACUCAAGUACUGUACUUAAAGGACCAAUGUGGGGGAUUUAGGGAGAUCUGUUCACAGAAAUGAGGUAUAAUAUUCAUAAUUAUGUUUUUAUUAGUGUAAAAUCACCUGACACUAAGAAUAGUCAUGUUUUUGUUAGCCUCGAGUGAACCCUUUAUAUCUACAGUGGGAAACACUGGCUCUGGAGAGGCACGUUAUCUGUUAGAUGCUUGGAAAUAGAGAGCCAAGGGCAGGUAUUCACUCGGUUGCAUUCUGUAACCUCACCACUGGAUGCCAGUAAAUCCUGCACACUAUACACUGUUACUGUAAUAACAGUGUACUGUAAUGUAGUGUACUGUACUGUAAUUUUGAGGUACUUGUACUUUACUUGAGUAUUUACAAUUCAUGCAGCUUUACACUUCUUCACCACUAUAUCUCAGAGGCAAAUAUUGUACUUUUCACUCCACUACAUUUGUCUGACAGCUUACUUUUUUUUUUUUUUUUACAUCCCCUUCCUGUCCAGUUAAACUAUACAUCAACAGAUCUGCUGAUUGUGAAUGUUUGUGAUAAACUGAAAGGAUGAAGGGCUCAGAAGUGAUGAACUGAAACAUGAAGGGCUCAGAAGGGUGGGAGCCUUUCUGUACAAAGUUUGCAUGCUCUCUCUGUGAUGCAUGGGUUUUCUCCAGGUACUCCAGCUUCCUCCCACAGUCCAAAGACAUGCAGGCUAGGUGAACUGGUGACUCUAAACUGGUCAUAGGCGGCAAUGUGCGCAUGAACUAUUGUCUGUGUUUAUGUGUCAGCCCUGUGAUAGUCUGGCAACCUGUCCAGGGUGUACCCCACCUCUCGCCCAAUGACAGUUGGGAUAGAUGUGUUUGUAUAAGUGAAAAUUAUCCUACUUCUUAAGGCAAAGUAAACUAUUUAUAAACCCUCUUGGGUCAGCUGGAAAAUGCCAUCUCAAAGCUUUUAACAGGGUUGUUUUUCUGACAACAUGAACAGUUGACUCUUUAGAGAUGCAUAGUUCUCACAGGACAGCCAUGCUAUUAACAUAUCAUACAAAAAGACGCAUUGCUGUAGAUUAAACUACCCAACAGUAUAUAAAAGAAAUACAAUAAGCACAACUUUUGACAUCUAAAGCGAUACAGUGCAACAUAUACAUUAAUGAAGCAGUAAUAUUAAUGUCAAAAAACCAUAUACAGUAGUAAAACACUGAAAGGAAAUAUUUGAGUACUUUUGAUACUUAUAAGUACAUUUUGCUGGUAAGAGCAAGCUACAUAGUUUUACCUUAAGGUUUUGAAUGCAGAACUUAUAUAUAUAUAUACUUAUAUUUUAGUAUCUUCACAGUGUGGGAUUAGUACAAGUAAGUGCUAGCUAGUUAGCUUACGUAGCUAGCUAAACGACACUUUAGUCGACGUAAAAGGUGUCAAAUAAUUCUUUAACUGACGGAGCUAAUGUCAAAACUUCAAUAAAUGAUGUAAUUCAAAAACAUUUAAUUACUCACUAUAAGGUGGUAACAAGCUUAACGUGAUAAGUUUCACUUACACUCAGGGGGUCGCUAGCCGAGGUGAGGUUGGCAGCUACGCAACAGUUUGAUUGCGCAGAUGUAACGGUAUUUUUUUAAUCACCCUCGAAUAUUAGCUCACGUGAUUGGCUGAAUCGGGGGGAGACAUCUGAUUGGCUACAGAUAACUCAUUAAAGAAUGAAGCUGUGAAUGGAGGCGUAGCAGUUAAGUUCACACACAGGUUCAACAUACAAAUGUAGUAACAGCCAAUUAUGGUGUGGAUGAAAACUACAAAUACUUUUCCAUGCAUACAUUUGUUUAUUUAUUUAAAACCAGAAAAAAAAAAAAAAACGAAUGUCCAUUAGAAAUGUGUAUGUGAACUUCAUCUUUUAAUAUAUGGAUGUCUUUUUUUUUUUACAUUUAUAUACAAUAUAAAAUUUUGUGUGUGUUGAAAAAUAUUUUUGUGGAGAGAGUCACUUAUAUUUAAUCACAAAAUACAUUUGUGAACGCCUCUGUGCACAAGACCCAUUGGAUUCCAGAAAUACAGCCCACCCAGUGUUGUGUAAAUAUAAUCAGUCUGAAUAUAAGAAUUGUCUAUUUUAGAGGACACUUAAAACAUAACCAACUCAAUAUUAUUAAAUAGCCUACAUGGUGUUCCCAGACUACAAUCAGCAAAGAAAAUAAAGAGCAGUUACUUUGCCAAGUAUCAGAUUUGAUAGAUGAGGUUAUACCAUAAGCCUUAAUAUAAACUGUGGCUCCUGUUCUUUCUCU
This is a messenger RNA of Epinephelus fuscoguttatus (brown-marbled grouper), 5668 nucleotides long. It is a transcript of the gene dnmt3ab, whose product is annotated as DNA (cytosine-5-)-methyltransferase 3 alpha b. The record is from RefSeq and is a predicted model, not a curated record. Gene Ontology annotation, molecular function: methyltransferase activity. Gene Ontology annotation, cellular component: nucleus; cytoplasm. The transcript has 21 exons. Bases 216 to 2924 code for a protein of 902 amino acids. Lineage: Eukaryota; Metazoa; Chordata; Actinopteri; Perciformes; Serranidae. Gene Ontology annotation, biological process: negative regulation of DNA-templated transcription.